CUGCCGAGAGGGGUGUCCGCUUCCUCUAGCCCUCUAAAAGUUGCCGUGACGGCGUUUCGCGGGGCUUGUCCCCCACCGGGGUUGUUGCUACGAUCGGAACAAACCCACUGCACGGAGGUACCCUGCUGCAGGAGGCGGGCAGCACGGGACAAGUUGCAGCCGCGGACCCGGCCGCACCCUCCGUCGCUGGGGCGCGGGGUGCCAUAUUGCGCGAGCCGACGGGCUGCGAGUCCCGGGACAGGAGGCGACGCGAGGCGUCUGUUCGUCCGACCGACCGACCGACCGUCGUGUGAGCACCAGCGGCAGCAGGCGGGAUGGCUGCCGUCGUCGGAAGGAAACCCUCUCAGGGCGAAGACUUGCGAAAUUUGAAUCUUGCUGGUCAUGUGGGAUUUGAUAGCCUUCCAGAUCAGCUGGUCAACAAGUCAACAACUCAAGGGUUCUGUUUCAAUAUCCUUUGUGUAGGUGAAACUGGCAUUGGUAAAUCAACAUUAAUGGACACAUUGUUCAAUACUAAAUUUGAAAAUACACAGGCAUCCCACAAUGAACCUGGAGUCCGGUUAAAAUCACGCAGUUAUGAAUUACAAGAGAGUAACGUACGGCUAAAGCUGACUAUUGUAGAUACGGUGGGCUUUGGGGACCAGAUAAACAAGGAGGACAGCUACAAGCCUAUCGUCGAAUAUAUCGAUGCACAGUUUGAAGCAUACCUUCAGGAAGAACUGAAGAUCAAGCGUUCAUUCUACAAUUAUCACGACACCAGAAUUCAUACUUGUCUGUACUUCAUUGCACCCACAGGACACUCACUAAAAUCUCUUGACCUUGUUACCAUGAAAAAAUUAGACAGCAAGGUGAAUAUCGUCCCCAUCAUUGCCAAAGCGGACACAAUCUCAAAGAGUGAACUACAUAAAUUCAAGAUUAAAAUCAUGAGUGAAUUAGUUAGUAAUGGCGUACAGAUUUACCAGUUCCCAACGGAUGAUGAAACUGUUGCAGAAAUCAAUUCAACAAUGAAUGGUCAUCUUCCAUUUGCUGUUGUCGGCAGCACCGAAGAAGUAAAGAUCGGGAAUAAAAUGGCAAAAGCUCGACAGUAUCCUUGGGGAGUAGUACAGGUGGAAAAUGAAAAUCACUGUGACUUUGUGAAGCUCCGUGAAAUGCUGAUUCGUGUAAACAUGGAGGAUCUGAGGGAGCAGACACAUGCACGUCAUUAUGAACUGUACAGACGAUGUAAGCUGGAGGAAAUGGGAUUUAAAGACACUGAUCCUGACAGCAAACCAUUCAGUUUGCAGGAAACCUAUGAGGCAAAGAGAAAUGAAUUCUUAACUGAGCUGCAGAAAAAGGAGGAAGAGAUGAGACAAAUGUUUGUCAUGAGGGUAAAAGAGAAGGAGUCUGAGCUGAAGGAGGCUGAGAAAGAGCUUCAUGAGAAGUUUGAUAACCUGAAGAAGACUCAUCAAGAUGAGAAGAAGAAGCUAGAGGAUAAGAAAAAGGACCUGGAGGAUGAAAUGAAUGCUUUCAACAAAAGGAAAGCAGCAACUCAGUUGCUUCAAUCGCAGGCUCAGCAAGCUUCCCAGACAACCAAAAAGGACAAGAAAAAUGCAAGCUUCACAUAAGCAACCCUGGCAAGUCAAGGAUACCACCCUAUCCAUCUGCUUAGCUGUAACGCAUCUUCCAUCAAAAUGUCCAUCCAUUCUUUUUUACAGAAAUAGUAUUAAAAGAAUAUUAACAAUUGUCUUUUAAUAUAGGAAAAUAGGAAAAUCCUUUAGUGUGGAUUCCAUGAAAUGAAAAAAGGAGUGCACCUUGUUUCUGAGGGGCUUGGGGAAAAGUAAAGUUUCUAAUGAAUUGAAAUCAAACUGUAGUUAACAUAUUAGGCUAGUUGUCAUAUUCCAUUUUGUAUGCUGGAAUUAGGGCAAGGCACUCUGCAGGGAAGGACUGAUGUAUAUAGAUCCUUUCCCAUUUGGAAUCUUACAGAAAUCAGAUCCAGACAUAAUAAUUUGCAGAUAACUGAUUCACAGAUUUUACUGUUGUUACCACAAGAUAUGGGCUGCUUCAGAAGUAACGUAAUUUUAUUUUGGAUCAUUUGUAUGAAUCUGAUGUUUUCCUAGUUCCACGAAUAUAUUUCUGAUGUACGUGUGUUUCUGUCAUUAAUAAGGUGGAGUUUAAAAUAUUAUUUGUACUUUUUUAUAUGUACGCACUAAAGCUGCUCUAACUUGGUGCUGUGUUUCCGUUUGGACAAAUUUUCCCUUUUGGAACCCUUUCCCAAGUGGAUGAUUAAUUCCCUCAUGCCAGAUGUGAAUUUGCUUCUGUUACUGAUGCUGAUCUGUUUUCUUCUGGCUUGGUAAUGCCUCUCCUCCACUGCUAUUAAAACAAGCAUCAGAAUUAUUGUGCCAUUUUCGCAGAUUCACACUUUUCAGUGGUAGGUUUCCGUUUUGUCUAAAUACAUGUGGCUCUGGACAAGGAGAGGUGGUACCUACCUUGAGGUAUGCAUGAAUAGUCCUAACAAUGCCCUCCAUUUGAACUACGCGCAUUUCAGUCACAAGCUUUUAACCACACGCCAGUUACUUUAAAACUCUACAUGUUAUAAGAUGUGAAAUUAUACUGUUUGGUAAAUUGGACCUAAUCUAUUGAAUGAUACAUGCCAUUUUUUUUAGAGGGAAUCUAAUUUGAAGGCACUGUCUUUAAAAAGACUUUGUUACUGCAGAUUGCCAUUUAAAUCUGUAUAAAGGUAAUCUUGAAAUUUGUAUUUCUUCUCGGGGUUGAAUUCUUAUCAGUGUAUUAAUUUUACUAGUUUUUUUUCUCCUUUUUCUAAAAAUAAUGAUACUGGUAAAGGCGUUACAUAGUUUGAUAGUUCAAUGCCAACAAAACUAUUUAAUUACCCCUGUAGACCUUCAGUUCAAAUUCCACCAAGUCCUUCAGUCUGCUUCAUUUGGACAGAGCUUUUCCUCAACGUCAGCUGUGAGCUAGGUAGAACACCUGAAAAUGAUGUAGUUUAUUGACUCUUGGAAAGAGAAAGAGUAACAUAACUAGUUGUCCUUCUGAAAUACUAAUACCUGUCAGAAAGUAUUAAAGGCCAUCUUAUUUUGGCUUGAAAACCUACUCCACUCCAAAAGAAAGGGAGGAAGGAGCAAUAUUAAUGAAAUCCUUAACUACACUUUUUCCUAAUGACCUUACAGUAAGAUUUAAAAAUUAAUCCUGCAACUAUAAUUUUGAGGGCUUGUCAAAGGAGAAUGCUUUUAGCUCUAUGCCCUUCCUGGAUGAUAUUGGCUGAUUACCCUGGCAUCUGUUUUAUUUUGUUUCUGUAUAUCUUCUGCCUUGUUUUCACAGUAAUCCUUGGCUCUGCACGGAAUAACUAAUAUCCCACAAAUCUAAUUGGAUUGUACUUUCACCCUUGCAUGUAAGUACGGGAGUUGAAGUUUUAAUGUUCAGAAUUGAAGCAUAUAGCCCAAAUGAUUGCUAGUCUGUACUCUGAGCUAAUUUUAUUAGUUUGGUUCAGAGCAGUUCCAGAACAACUAAUAUCUUGCACCAGCUGCCUCCCACUCCUUUCCUCUUUCUGUUUAUCUGUAAAAUGCCUUGCACAUUAAGCGCUGCCAUAUUUUAUUUUGCAUUUAUUGUGCUCCACAUAUAUAAUGAGGUAAACACUCUGGUAAUCUUUAAGCAUAUAAAUUUUAAUACAUUCAUAUGAACUCCAACAUCUUAAAUGAGCUUGUUGCUAAAUAUAAUUAUUUCUUUACGAUGCACCAUUACAUACAUAUGUGUACCAAACCAGAUGUCUCUACAUUGCUUAUGUGCAGUUCUUAAAGAGGUGAACUAUGUGUACACAAUGUACUUUUAUGCUUCCUGCUUUCUUUAUGUGAAUUUAUUGGGAAGCAAGUGAGGUGGAAGAGAAGAAAUUAGUAAAUCCUUAAAUAUAUUUCAGAUCUCAAAAGCUAUGCUUUCAUCACUGUUGUGGUUUUUAAGGUGAUCAUGAGUAACAGUAGUUCAUUUGGAUACUGUUAUAAAAUACUAAGCUAUUUGUUAUAUCCACAAUUUGUGUAUUCUAGAGCACAUAUAAAUAUAAUGGUGCCAGCACUGAUGCAUCUUGUUCAGAUAGAUGUUUUUGUAUGACCCCUGUGUGGUGUGUGAAGUGUUUUCAAUAUUCCUCUAAAACCCUAUGCAUUGGAGAUAAUUGUAUCACAGCUGCUUGUAACACUAAUACAAUUGGCUCCUAGAAGUGAAAGCCCAGAACCUGCAUAACUUGCAACCUGUGUGACUUUCUUGUGCUUAUGUGUAUUUUGUGUUUUUUUUCUUUAAAUUGAGAAGUUGUAUUGUGGUCUUGUUUCAUCAGUGUAAACUAGUAACCUUCCUUGUUCAUUGUAUGCAGCUUACUAGAUGUGCUUGCAGAAAAAAGUCUAUGUACUGUUUCUGUAUACCUACACAUUCUCCUAACGCUUUUGACUGUGAAAUUGUAGGUAGAGAUUUCUGAUGUUGUGGAUUUCUCUGGCAUUCACUAUUCUAUAUGAUUACAGGUGGGAGGAAAUCUGUCUCUUCACAGGACAAAGAAAAGUACAUUGUAUGUCAAUUCCAAUUUAUGGCUCAUAAGGGAUAUUUUGGGAUAUACUUAUCUUCAGUUUAAAACAAAGAUAUUAGCUUCCAGGUCUUAAACGAAAAAUACAUUGGUUUAUAAUUAAGCUUCAUGGGUCUAAAGUGGGGUACUGCGAUUACACCAAGUAGGAUACAAUCUACGUAAAAGAAAAAAAUGUGGUUUACAUCUGGGUCAGGAUUGGGUCUAACAGUGAUGUCUGCUGCAGAUUAAUAUUCUGCCAAGUUAUUAGAAGGAAGCUAGCAUCAAAUGAAUUGCACCACUAAAGGUAAUAAUAAAGGUUGACUGUCAUCAUGUUUGCUUUUUUUUAACAACUUGCCUUUUCAAGAAAUUCCAUUUGUGCACAGUUUUCCUAGUUUCUCCUUGGGGUUUGAAAGUGUGUUUAGACGGAUUUAUUCUGUUCCUCUUUGUUUUUACCCACCCUCCCCCUCUCUCCACUGUUUAACCAAUAUUCUUUCUUUAACUUUCCUCUAUAGCUUCUUUAUCUAGUUGUCCUGCUGCCUGUCCCCUUCUCCACUGGACAAGAUACCCAAAGCUUUAGAAGAGCUACAAUAUAUUCACACACCACGCAGAAGAAUUCUUUCUUUGGUCAUCAUUUUAUCUCUGCUCCUUGCUGGUUACAUUUCUUGUACUGUAGCAUGAUAGAUAUGUAUUUUAUACAUUUCAUAUGGAGGAAAAUCCUAAAAUAUUCUACAUGAUAAAACCAAGACCAGACAAUGCAAUAUUUAUAAGCACCUAACCUUUUUAAUUUGGGGUCUGUCUAAUAUAAAAUUUUAUUGUGGUAUUGGAGACCAUGGUGCCUCUGAUAACAUGCAGUAAUCUUUUUGUUUAGGCCUGUUUUUUGAUAGCCUUACAAUUUUUACUUUUCAAUUCAUCUCUGUAAGUAAGCCUAAACCCACUUAUAAAGACUACCUAAGAAAUACAUGUUUUUUUUUUGUUGAUUACACAUUUCAGACUCAUGUAUGCUAAAUUGAUUUAGUGGGAAAAGACCGAUCAACUCUCAAAAUGUUGACGCGUGAUACUUCUUGUCACAUAGAUAUCAGAGGGGAAACUGAAGGCGGCCAAGGUUUUUUUUAAAAAUAAACUUAUAACUGAAUUUUUAAACUUUUUUGCUCAAGUUUUAGUAUGUUAAAUCAGGACCUUUUUAUUAAUAUUGCAUCCAGUGAAAUGCUUUUAGUUGUUUUUUUGCAAAAAUAUCACCUUUAGUGUCUCCAGACUUUAUACAUCAUCUGAACUACUUGACAUCAGUGAAGCAGUUGCAUUUGUUUACUUAUGUAACAUUUGGUCAAUAAUUGAAAUCAUUUCCAAGGAUUGUUAUUAAAGGUGAAGGGUGCAGGGGGGAAAGGCCAUUUAACCCCUCUUUUCUGUGCCAACUAUAUAGAGUUACCAAGCUUAAAUAUCACUUAAUUGGGUGUGAAGCCCUGUAGGUCACUACUCUUCAAAUGCACCUUUCUACAUUAAUAAAGAUUAAAUAUUUUGCAACAAGUAAAGUGCAAAUAACGUUUAUUCUAGUUUAGUGGCCAGUGUAAAUAUAAUGAAGAUAUGAAGGCUGCAAUCCUGAUGUGGUACUGGAUGAAAAUUGUGCUCCAGUAUAACCACACUGGCUUUUCAGAUGUGCGGUGUUCUGAUCUAGUUGAGUAUGCUUUCCUGUAACAGAUAUCCUGUAUUUGAACAUUUGUUUGGAGACUGUGAAAAGUGAAAUUUUACAACAAAAUAAAGUGACUUUUAAACCACAGCUUCACCCUAAUUCUCCAUGUGAUAAACACUCUAGGUUAUGUGUUUCUUGUUUACUUUCAUCUUUCAUGCACUAAUGUUUUAACUUUUUGAUUCUUGAUGUCUUCUUUUGAAUUUAAAUAAAAGCUGGAUAAAUUAAGUUCUGUAUAGCUGCAAUUUUGAUAUUUGUUUUGCAGUUUGCUAUCAAAUCACUAUUUCAUCCCCAACCUAGGAAGUUUCUCCAUACAACAAUGUAUACUGGAGGUCUGUCAAAAUUGCACAUUGUCAGAAAAGGAAGAUGUUGGCCUCACCUCGUGAUGUAACUUUAAUUCUCCUGGCUUGCUCACUGCAAUUCAGAUCUUGGAUUUCAAAACUAGUGCUGCAGCAA
Messenger RNA from Mobula hypostoma (lesser devil ray), 6668 nucleotides. Its product is annotated as septin-11. The transcript has 10 exons. Bases 315 to 1601 code for a protein of 428 amino acids. Lineage: Eukaryota; Metazoa; Chordata; Chondrichthyes; Myliobatiformes; Myliobatidae. The record is from RefSeq and is a predicted model, not a curated record. Gene Ontology annotation, molecular function: GTP binding; GTPase activity; molecular adaptor activity. Gene Ontology annotation, biological process: intracellular protein localization; cytoskeleton-dependent cytokinesis; cilium assembly. Gene Ontology annotation, cellular component: cell division site; septin complex; microtubule cytoskeleton.